Messenger RNA from Caenorhabditis remanei, 738 nucleotides. RefSeq lists its product as uncharacterized. The coding region runs from base 1 to 738 and encodes 245 amino acids. The transcript is spliced from 5 exons. The record is from RefSeq and is a predicted model, not a curated record. NCBI's taxonomy places the organism in Eukaryota, Metazoa, Nematoda, Chromadorea, Rhabditida, Rhabditidae.
AUGGUCAUAGCCUCCGCUACCACUACCCUUAUAAUCUCCAAUGUGACGUCCACAGCCAUUUGCUUGGCUUAUGGCUCUUACUUCAACUCCGGACCAUGUCUGGAAAAUGGGAUGUACAUUUUCAUGUUCCUACUACAUUCCUAUGGAGAGAUUUCGAUUGUUUGCGAAAGAUACGCAUCCGUAUUCUUCCCAACAUUCCGGUUAUCGGAGACCUACAAACUAUGGUUCUCCCUGAUUAUAGUCAUUUGGCUGGUGCUGGUUUUUGUCUACAUGUACAUGAUGAAUGCCUCACAAUCCUCCUUCGCGGUGGUGUUUUCCACAGUCUUCGCAUCUGCUCUUUACCUUUUAUCUUUUCUGCUUGUAAUGUACCUAUUCUGUGCGGCACGUCGUCGAUACUACGAGACACUUGGCAUGGUCUCUUUGACCAGACGCUACAUGCUAUCCGAGAGCUACGAGUUGUGUCGCAGCUCACUUCCCGCCACAAUUUCAAGUCUUGCUAUAAAUAUAGUGUUGUUCAUCUCGUUUUGGUGUCUGCUCUUUGAUAUUAUACCGCAGGAGAGGUGGAAUGAGUUUUUUGUUUUGGCGAAUAUGUUCGUCAAAAUCAACCCGUUCAACCAACAGUUUGAAAUGAAGGAGGAUCAAAACUUCGACGGUGUCCGACAACUCAACGGACACCGUAUCAGUUUCACGCAGACACAGAAUGAAUACUUCGAGCAGUUGCAGUUGUCAUGGUCAUGA